AUGUGUAUGGUCGCUGUGUUAUUUGAUCGUGGUUCAAAGCCCAUGUACAAGUUCAUUUUCCAUUUAUCGGCGCUCUUGUUCUUUGUUAUACCGCUUUCAAUUAUAUUUGUAUUGCACAUAUUUAUCGCUAUUCACGUCCGGUCGUCUCGCAAAGAUAUUAAUCGUGCCGAUGCAGAUCGAGGCGGAGAUGACUUGAACUCCCGACUAACUUUUAUUCUGGUGAGCAUUAUUUGCGCAUUGUUCGUCUGCCAUCUGCCUUUUCAAAUACAACGCCUCUCAUUUUUCUACUUGGAAAACGAACAAUCCGUUUCAACACUGAACCAGUACCUCUUUUUUAUAUCAGGUUUUCUAUUCUACUUGGCGCCCAUCGUGAAUCCGAUACUGUACAAUGUGGUCUCGUCACGAUUUCGUAAAGCAUCGAAAGACGUUCUUUUGUCGGUUUUCUAUCCGUCAAAAAGGCGAGGAGAAUCAGUUAUGCUGAAACGGGCUUCUGUCAAGUACAUCACGGCAAGUCGUGGAGAAAUGAAUCAUAGUACGGAUGUACCUCUUUGUCAUCCUCUUGUCUAG
This is a messenger RNA of Cooperia oncophora, 567 nucleotides long. NCBI's taxonomy places the organism in Eukaryota, Metazoa, Nematoda, Chromadorea, Rhabditida, Trichostrongylidae. The record is from the annotation of a GenBank genome assembly.